AUCAAAGCGGUGGUACGAGUGGCUGAACCCAUUGAGGAGGGCUUGUCAUUGGACAGCCAGUCCGGCCUUGUGCAAUACUUGCUAGCUGGGAGUCAUCGAUCCGUUCAGGUAAUUGACAGGAGCAACAGAAGAGAUGAGUCGCUUCCUAAACGUCCUGCGGAGCUGGCUGGUGAUGGUGUCUGUUAUCGCCAUGGGAAACACCGUGCAGAGUUUCAGAGAUCACAGCUUCCUGUCGGAGAAGCUCUACACCGGCACACCUGAAUUUGUCAAUGGUCUUCAAGCACGGACGUUUGGCAUUUGGACGUUACUGUCAUCCAUCAUUCGCUGUGCCUGUGCCAUUGAUAUCCAGAACAAAACGCUGUAUCACAUCACCUUGUGGACAUUUGUGUUGGCAUUGGGUCAUUUUCUGUCCGAGACUUUUAUCUACAAAACCGCACCUCUCACCAUCGGGGUCAUGGCACCUCUUCUUGUGGCCAGUUUCUCAGUCGUAGCCAUGCUGAUUGGAUUCCAGUGUUUUCCAGAGACUGCAGAGGAAGUGGGAGCACGGCAGAAGAAACUGAAAUGAAUGUUCUUGUGUCCACAAGACGUGUUUGGAUGGACUGUGUGGUGUGCUGCUUCCCAGAUGAAAUUUCUAUUUCCUGCAGACUUUCUCAGAACUACACACAUGGAUUCUUUGUUCAGUUUUAAAAGGUUUAUUUAGACAAACAAUGGAAAAGAAACUCCACUGAGCCCACUCAUUUGUGUUUGCUCUGUGUGUCGUGAAAAUCAUUCCCCUCCAGUCAAGCUUCACAGCUUUGUCCUUAAAUUCCACAACAUGAUAAAUUAGCACCCCAAACAAUUGCAUCAUCUUUAAAAAAAAAAGUUAUCACAACAAGCCACAUAUGACAUAAAAUAACUUCAUCACAAACUAUGCACACUACACCUUUACAGUGUAACCUGUGUAUAGAACAAUUUAUUUAAUGAAAUAUGUGUCAUUUUUCUCAUGCUAAAUGACCCAUUUGCCUCCUCUUGCACAGUGAAGCAGAUACCAAUCCAAGUUCCUGCCAGGUCUGGAGGAGGUCUCUUACAGUAAAACAUGGACAAAACUGACCUUCUCAAGCAUACACAAGAUGCACAGCAUCAACAGUUAUUGCAACUAGUAGAAUUCUGAGGUAAUACGUUUGUGUGAUCCAGCGUGGCAAGCAGAAAAAGCCUUCCAGCUGCCAUGACAGGAAAACACACAGCUGUCCUGUUAACCUUCACCAUUAAAUGUCCCAUAUUAUUGAAGUUUCCAACAAUUUUAAAUACGUCUCAAAGGUCCGACAAUAGUGUAUUUCAGUGUUGGCAAAAACAGUGCUUUUACAAAGCCCUAAGGGAACUCCGGGUUUUGAGUGUCUGUAGUUUUAAUGCUAAUGAGCUGUGUUUGUACGCCUGUUGACAAGAGUGUGUGACUCCAAGAAGCACUAUUGUGCACUUCAUCCACUCCUUACAUAAACAGUGAAACUCUUCACUUGUGCAACAUAAUAUAUGUCAUCUAUCAUAACAACAAAAUAUUAAAAGUGGGACAGGAGGACACAAACGAUAGCAACACUAGCAUAGCAAUGUGUGCUACAGUGCUAACAUUACAGUCACAUUUGAACAGAACCAUCAUGCUUGGUUAGCCUAUUCGCUGAAGAAAUGAUCAAACUGAUAGCUCCCACGUCUGUAGCGGACUGAUGGAUAGUCAGCAGAGCUCCAGGCUUCAUUUUCAGAUGUGUAGUGAAGCCUGCUUUUUCUUACAAAGCUGUCCUCCAUAAAGGGGCGGUUGUAUAAACGGAGCAGGUUUAUCUAGUUAGGGGCGGGUCAGAGGCAGUAUCAUGUCCGUGAGCAAGGAGGUUUUUCAUUCAAACCAGGAACUUCAAAAGCGACCUUAACGCCUCUGCUCUCAAAAGUGGAGCAAACAAAUCAACGAGAUGAUCAAUUUUUGUCACGUUUGGGCAUCAUUAACAGGCUCUAGUGACACAAUACUCAAUUCAUUCAUCCAUUUUCUAUCCCGCUUUGUCUACAUCUGGGCCGCGGGUGAACGAUCCGAGCUGACUUGGGGCGACGAGCAGGGUACACUCUGAAAUGGUCGCCACACAGACACAGGACACAUACAAAUACACAAGCAUUCACUCACAUCCACACCAAUGGACAAUUUAGAGUGUCCAAUUAGUCUAACAUGCAUACUGUACAGGUAUAUUUGGGAUGUGGGAGGAAGCUCCUCAAUCUCCUGAGUGUGAAGCUAAUGAUAACCACUAGGCCACUGUGCGGCCAACUGGUAUAACAUAAUUUUAGUUAAUAAUUCUGCAUAAUAGAGGACCUUUAAAAUAUUGCUCAUUAGUAGUGACAGAACACACCAUUGACACUAAUUCAAAAGGUUUUGGUGUAGCAGUCAUUAAAAAAUAAGUUAAUAAUUUAAGCUUAAAGGAAAACUGCACAUCAUUCACAAUCCUUAUGUGAGACAUAAACACGUCUUUUUUCUGUGCAUUCUAAAGAUAAAAAACAGCUAAAGAGACACUGCUGGGAAUUCACAUAAAGGGAAACGCCUAUUCUGCCUAUGAAGCCUUCUGAAAAAACCUCCAAAAAGCGCCAACAAUGCUCAAUUUACACAGAAUGUGAAGUGCAUAUUAACCAAGCUACAGCAACAUUAUUAUUAUUAACAUUGUUACGCCUAUCGAACUACGUUACUGGUGUAUUGAGACCUUGCGACACCAUACCGGCUAGCUACUAGCCAGCUAGCAACUAACUUCACCACACUCUCACCCACAGCGCCUCAGCGCCGCGUUCACAGCGCCUCUGGCCACUACCAAAAGGUCACGCUACAUAUCGGAGCUGCUGUUACACCUGCUGUUUUUGUUUUUGAGUUUGGAAAAGUUAAUGCAAGGUGCAGGCGUUCGUUUCUAUGUUGCUAUGGAGGGACCAAAAUAUAGCAAAUGAUCAAUGGUAAAUGGUCUUUCACUUGUAUAGUGCUUUUCCACCACUAAGGCACUCAAAGCACUUAAGCAAAAUACUGUAAGUAUUCCUGGUUAUCACCAAUGUGCCUGUCACUACUGUACAUUGUUAUAGUAUGUAUACAAAACCAUAAAACCGGGUUGGAGGUUUUUGAAGGUGCUUGAAUAGAAGUCUUUGUAGACGGCAUAGGUGUGUCCAAUUAUGAGCAGUAAUGAGCUGUCUCUGUUUAUCUGUUUUUAUAUCUUAAGAAGGCACAGAAAAGAGAAAGACGUGCGUUCAUGUCUCACAUAAGGAUUGUGGAUGAUGGGCAAAAUUCCCCAAAAAAGUGCAGUUUUCCAUUAACAAAGGAAUGUAAAGACAUAUGAGGUUGAAGUGCAUUGUACUUGUGUUUGUUUUGGGAUUAGUGUAAGUGUGAGAGUGUACAGUAUGUGUGUAAAGUGUCAAUAUCUUCACGGUACAUCAUGUUGCACAAUGCAACAAAUAUGGAGCAGGGUUGUCAGUUGGUACCGCGACCAAUCAGCCUGGACAAGACCUCAUAGCAGAAUACAUGACUACUUCUUGCAUUCUUAUUUAAAGCUUUCCUUCUUUCAGGAUUUCAGGAGGAGAGAUGUUUUCAUCUCGAACGGCUGACAUUUUCUGUAAAGAACAGAAAAAAUAUUGAUUCACAUACAGGGACAGUGCAUAUUAAUAAACAUUCAUGUCAAUGUGCCACAAUUAGCCAGAAGGCUAUUUUUCCUCUGCAGCCCCUGGUCCUAAUACCACUCACUAAAAAGUCUAAUUAAACUGAGUUGUAAAUUAAAAAACACAAACAACAUAGCCUUUUUAGAAAUACAAUAGAACAAAAAAAACCCUUCUCUAUCUUACAAAUAGCCUCAAAAAGUUUCGGUGCAUUGCUACUCACAGGUUACAUGUUGACCCCUAAGAAUCUCUGGUUUAUUCAUUAAGUGUCAUCAGGCCAAAAUUACAAGUGCAUCUCAAUAAAUUACAAUAUCAUACAACAGUUAAUUUAUUUUGGGAAUUCACUUCAAAAUCUGCAACUAUUUGAAGGCCCAGGAAGUCUUUGCAGUUCAUUUUGUCAUUAGAAUACAGCAGCAGUAGCUUGCAAUGUUGAACCUUUUCACAAUAAUCACAUUUUAUGACACUC
Molecule: messenger RNA, 4096 nt
Organism: Dunckerocampus dactyliophorus (ringed pipefish)
Lineage: Eukaryota; Metazoa; Chordata; Actinopteri; Syngnathiformes; Syngnathidae
Gene: erg28
Product: ergosterol biosynthesis 28 homolog
Exons: 6
Coding region: 134-565 (143 amino acids)
Cellular component (GO): endoplasmic reticulum; membrane
Molecular function (GO): protein-macromolecule adaptor activity
Source: RefSeq, a predicted model, not a curated record